AUGAGCCGAAAUUAUUGUCAUGUCGGGACACAUCAUCAAAGUUUAUACCUGAGGUUAGUGCAUGAUUUGUGUGUCUGUGUGUGUGUGUCUGUGUGUGUGUGUCUGUGUCAGGGAGGCAGAGCCCAGCGCAGACAGAGACAAGCUGAGGAGAGCCUGAGACCGUAUAUUGGCAGAGUAGAGCCAGAAAAGCUUUGUGAGCUGCUGAAAUGCCGCAGUCCAGUGGGAUCUUGGUGCCAGGUAGUUCAGGAAAAUGGAGUUCUCGUCCCCAAGUGUGUUUGUCCUCAGUCCUGUCCACGGCAGAGGGCACCAGUGUGCAGUGUUCUGGGAAAGACCUAUGGGAAUGAGUGUUUGCUGCAUAAGGAAGCCUGCAGAAAGAGACGCCGCACCGGACUAGCUCACACAGGACCCUGUCUGGUCCCCAAGGCUAAAUGCACUGAGGAGGAGUUAAGCCAGUUUCCAUAUCGUCUCCUGGACUGGUUCCUGCUCCUGAGUCGUAUGGGGGAGUCCUAUGUACCUGCUGCCCUGCCCCAGAGCUGCCUCAGCCAUGCCCAGAGGACGCAACUAGCACAGCAAAGAUUUACGGUACUGGACAAGAACAACGAUGGCAAGUUGAGCCGCCGGGACCUGAAGAAGCUGCGUUACAAGAGGAUGCCACUGGAGCACUGUGCUACACCAUUCUUUCAGUCAUGUGAUCAGAACAGGAACAGGAAGGUGACCCUGCAAGAGUGGACGACCUGUCUGGUGGAUCGCCCCGAGGACUGGUUCUACCAUUUCAUGUCAAUGAGAAUGGGGUCCCGCAAGUUGUGUCCUACAAUCAAAGAGAACCACCUUUGAAAUGAAAAACAGCCAUGAACUCCUUCCUGCAUGUCCUUUUUACAUUACUGUAAAGAACUCACUGGAGACAACAGCACCACAGUUACCUAAUAUAAAAGCUACACAGUUGGAAUCUCUACACACUGUUUACGCAUCUGUUUCACGCCAAUAUUCAUGCUCGUAACAUAGGGAUUUAUAACCUCAUCAAAUCUGAAAGUCUGCUGGUUGUCUGUGCAUUCAUGUGUGUAAAUACAUGUCUGGACAGACUGACUGCCAGCCUUGUUCAUUACAUUAGCUGACAUUUGAACAUUUGUGUUGUAAAAGAGCAGAGACAAUAGCCAAUAUUACCUAAGUCCCAAAUUACAUGGCAUGCUUUGAAUAACCAAUUAAAAGGGAGGAUGACAGCAGUGCAGACAGACAGUGUGAUGUACACUGAAUGACAAAUUAGAUGGGAAAUAAAGAGAAAGGGGGAAAGAAACGCUUAGUAUGGGAUGACGUGACAGGAGAAGAGACAGAGAGAUAAUAAAGAGGGUGAAGGGGAGAAGUAGAGGAAAGUGUCAUAAUUCACUGGAGGAGAGUGAGGGAGGGAAGGAGUGAAGCAAAGUGACUGAAGGAAGGAGAGAGAAGUACAAAGUGUGUUUGUGAAAGAUGGGAGGAGGUAAUGCACUGUAAAUGGGAGUUGAGAGAAAUGGAGUAAUGCAUAAAAAAUGGAUCAGAAAUGAGGGAAAGACUGAGAACGGAGAGUGAGAGGGGGAAGGGAUGGCUGAGAAAGCGGGAGGAACUGAGGAGAAGAGGAAAUGCAAGAAAAAAAGGUUUUGAUGCUGCAAAAC
This is a messenger RNA of Perca flavescens (yellow perch), 1643 nucleotides long. RefSeq names its product SPARC-like 2 (gene sparcl2). The record is from RefSeq and is a predicted model, not a curated record. The coding region runs from base 1 to 834 and encodes 277 amino acids. Gene Ontology annotation, biological process: anatomical structure development. The transcript has 8 exons. NCBI's taxonomy places the organism in Eukaryota, Metazoa, Chordata, Actinopteri, Perciformes, Percidae. Gene Ontology annotation, molecular function: calcium ion binding; protein binding; collagen binding.